Messenger RNA from Hippocampus comes (tiger tail seahorse), 2287 nucleotides. RefSeq names its product probable polypeptide N-acetylgalactosaminyltransferase 8. Gene Ontology annotation, cellular component: Golgi apparatus. The record is from RefSeq and is a predicted model, not a curated record. Gene Ontology annotation, biological process: protein O-linked glycosylation. Gene Ontology annotation, molecular function: polypeptide N-acetylgalactosaminyltransferase activity. NCBI's taxonomy places the organism in Eukaryota, Metazoa, Chordata, Actinopteri, Syngnathiformes, Syngnathidae. The coding region runs from base 227 to 2041 and encodes 604 amino acids. The transcript has 11 exons.
AAUUAUUCAGUUUGUGGGGAAGCAUAUCAAGUGGAUGUGGUUUCUUUUAACAGAAAUAGAUGGUUAGUUUGCUCAAUCGCAUUCACAAACAAACAUUUAUUUAAAGUGUUUGUUGAAAUAUUCAAACAUGUGAAAUACAGAGGUUAUCUUGAAGAUAAGAAGUGCUUUAUCAAGUUGUAAAUGCCAUGGAGGGGUUGCAAUCCAUGCACGGUGAAUCGAAAACAAAAUGAAGAGCUAUGUCCGUUUAGCAGGGGUAGUUGGAGUCGUCCUUAUUGUCUCAAUGUACACCAUCCUUUUUAGGAACAGACAUGUGAAACCACAUACGUCUUUUCCUAAAGGAGAUGCAGAUGUCGUAAGGAGACUGGAUAGUAUUGAACAGACGCUCCGCAGGCUCGAAAAGCUGAUGGAAGGAUCAAAUGUUGACAACGGCACCUUGAACAAACUUUCUCCUGACAUGGCCCAGUGGAAAUCAAAGGUCGUGGUGCCUAAGUUAUAUCCAAACUCCUUCCUGUUUGCCAAGUGGGGAGAUGGCCUGUCAGAGAAGGAGCAGAAAGAGGCGGAAUCCCUGUAUCAGAUUUACGGCUACAACGUGUUCCUCAGUAACCGGUUACCACUUGACCGGAAGCUUCCAGACAUGAGAGACAGCAGAUGUCUGUCAGUGGCCUAUCCCCAAGAUCUGCCCAGCAUCAGCGUGGUGCUCAUCUACUUAAAUGAAGCGCUUUCAGUCAUUAAAAGGGCAAUCAAGAGUGUCAUGUCAUACACUCCAAAGCACCUACUCAAGGAAAUCAUUCUUGUGGAUGAUCACAGCACUUAUAAUGACCUUGGAAGGCCGUUACAAGGCUACAUCGAUGAAAUCCACAAAGACAAGCCUGGGCUGAUAAAGAAAGUAUGGCAUCAUCGCCAAAUGGGCCUGUCACAGUCUCGGAUCUCAGGUUGGGAACAUGCGACGGCAGAUGUCGUGGCCAUUUUGGACGCUCAUAUUGAAGUCGCAGAAGGCUGGGCAGAACCUCUGCUCGCUCGGAUCAAAGCGGACAGGACGGUGGUGGUGUCUCCUGUGUUCGACAAGAUCAAUUUUGAUGACCUCGGUGUGGAAAAGUACCUCCCCGCUGCGCAAGGCUUCGACUGGCCUCUGUGGUGCAUGUACGAGUCCUUCAGUGCAGAGUGGUGGAGGGGCAACGAUAACUCCCGACCUGGGAAGAGUCCUUCCGUGAUGGGAAUAUUCGCAGCACACCGAGAAUUUUUGGGAGAAAUUGGAGGGCUCGAUGGCGGAAUGACCGUUUACGGAGGUGAAAAUGUCGAGCUUGGGAUUCGUAUUUGGCUAUGUGGAGGAAGCAUCGAGGUGGUGCCGUGCUCCAGGAUAGCUCACAUUGAACGGUCGCAUAAACCGUACGCACUUGACCUCAAUCCUAUGAUGAGGAGGAAUGCUCUGAGGGUGGCAGAAAUCUGGAUGGAUGAAUAUAAGAAGAAUGUGAUGAUCGCAUGGAACCUUCCGCUUCAGGAUCACGGAAUUGAUAUUGGUGACGUCGCAGAGAGGAAGAAGCUCAGGGAAAGGUUACGGUGUAAACCAUUCAAGUGGUACCUUGAAAACGUGUAUCCAAGUCUGGCUACGUGGGAUGACCUGCUGGGUUACGGAGUGAUGAGGAACAGCUUACUGAGGAACCUCUGCGUGGACCAAGGACCCGUACCAGGAACCAUCCCCAUACUUUACAAAUGCCACUUCCAACAACCGCAGCACUGCUAUUACAACCAAGAGGGGGAAAUCAUUGUUGGUGGCAUUAAAUCUCACAAAUACAACCAAAACCGAUGCUUGGUUGAUCCGGGCUCGAGCAAUACCCCGACCCUGCUGGACUGUCACCUGGCAAAGCGAAACCAGAAACACAUGCACUGGGACUUCAAACAGGGCAAAGAAAUUCAAAACAAAGCAACUAAGAGAUGCUUUGAGAUCAGUAGGAGUGAAAACUCAGACUACCAGUAUGUCCUCAUCAUUCAGCAGUGCACAGGACAGAGCUGGACCAUUGAGCACCUUAUUACGACUCUUUAGAUCGGUGGCACUGUUAAUCCAAAGAUUAGAUCUUGGAAUGUAUCGACUUUUUUUCAAUGAAUAAAGUUAUGUAUUUCCAUAAAUGUUUCUGUUUGUCAUAUGGAUCGUAUCUUGCCAGGGAAUAAUGCUGAGUUUGUAAUCGUCUGGCAUCUGUGACUGUGUCAAGGAUUGUAGCUAACCAUUAUCCGAACCGUUUAUCCUCACGUGGGUUGCGGGCAUGCUGAAGCCUAUGUCGUGUGACUUUGG